This is a messenger RNA of Lycium barbarum (goji berry), 3217 nucleotides long. Its product is annotated as protein WHAT'S THIS FACTOR 1 homolog, chloroplastic. Bases 459 to 1712 code for a protein of 417 amino acids. The transcript has a single exon. Gene Ontology annotation, molecular function: RNA binding. Lineage: Eukaryota; Viridiplantae; Streptophyta; Magnoliopsida; Solanales; Solanaceae. The record is from RefSeq and is a predicted model, not a curated record.
UUGGCUAUUUUGUGCACUCGGUGUCUCAGGCAAAACAAGGAAGAGAUACAAAUGCUGUCCGUACCGUCCCCUCACCGAAAAUUAAGCAGAAAAUUAUAAGUUAAAAGUAAGCAAGAUUUCUAUCUUUGGUUUAUAUUUUGAUAUAUGGUUCUACAAAUAUAAGCAAUUGGGUUCUCAAUAUUAUUAAUACCCUUCAAUCUCAAACUAAAUUGAUUUCAUAUGAGGCAGUAAUAGCACCCAAAAUUUGAACUUUAUACCACUCACACCCACCAACUGUUUGAUUAUAUGUCUAAGGGAACGGCAACUCUGAUUUAUGUGAGAAUAUUAUUGCUUGUAUAUGCUUUUCUGUGGCAGUAAUAGCACCCAAAAUUUGAACUUUACACCAUUGAACCCACUAACCAUUUAAGUAUUUGGGUUCAAAAUUGGAUAUUUUCAUAUGUAUAAGUGGUGAUUUGGAAAUGGCAACUCGGGUUUAUGUGAAAAAACAAGGAAAUGGGUACUUGAAUUUGGUUAAUUUUCAUAUUGGGAGAAGUUUUUCUCUGUGGUCAAUGAAGAAAGAUGCAGAUCUUGAAGCUGCAUUACAUAGAAACCGUCGAUGGGUAGUGAAUAAUCAGAUUAAAAACAUUAUUAUGAGAUGUCCUAAUCAAGUUGCAUCAGUAAAAUAUUUGCAAAAGAAGUUCAAGACUCUUGAUCUUCAAGGUAAAGCUCUAAAUUGGCUUAAAAAAUACCCGUGUUGCUUUGAAGUCUACCUUGAAAAUGAUGAGUACUAUUGUGGGAUGACUAAAAGAAUGAUGUUUUUGAGUGAAGAGGAAGAGUCUGUUAAGGAUAUGCAAGAACCGGUAUAUGCGGAUCGACUAGCAAAGUUGUUGAUGAUGACCCGUGAUCAAAGGUUGAAUGUUACGAAACUUAAUGAAUUGAGGAGAAAUUUUGGAUUUCCUGAUGAUUAUCUGCUCAGAAUUGUACCUAAGUACCCACAAGUAUUUCGAGUUGUUAACCACACCGGGAGACGGAGUUCGAUGGAGAUUGAACUUACAGCCUGGAAUCCUGAUUUGGCUAUUUCUGCAAUUGAAAAACGGGCUAAAAAGGAUGGUCGAGAGCCAUGUUUUCCGUGCUUGUUGCCUCCAACUUGGGUCAAAUCAUGGGAAAAGUUUGAAGAUUUUAAUUCUAGUACUCCAUAUAUUUCACCUUAUUCAGGACUUGAUAGUUUGGUGGAGGGUUCAAAGGAAAUGGACAAGAGAACAGUAGGGCUGGUGCAUGAAUUACUGUCAUUGACCUUGUGGAAAAAAGCAUCAAUUUUCAAAUUGAGCCAUUUUAGAAGAGAAUUAUGUUUACCGGAGAAACUAAAUGUUUUUCUGCUCAAACAUCCUGGAAUAUUCUAUGUUUCUAACAGAUACCAGAUCUAUACUGUUCUUCUGAGGGAAGCAUAUAAUGGGUCUGAACUGAUCGAAAAGGACCCUCUUAUUGUUGUCAAGGAGAAGUUUGGAGAAUUAAUGCAGGAGGGACUCCAUGAAUAUAACCGCAGACAUUAUCUAUUAAAUUUAGAAAAGAAGAGGAACAGAGGCAUGAUAAUGCCAAAGCCAGAGAAAAGGAGGAACCAAAAAAGCGACGAAACAUCAGAACCAGAUAAGGAAGGAGGAGAUCUAGGUGGCAUAUUUGAUCCGGAAGAGAGGAAGCGGUUUUACAAAGUUCUGUUUGAUGACAAUGCUCCAUAAGCAACGGAAGAAGUAAACUUAUCCAUAAGCUCUGAAUUUCUAUUAUUUCUCUGCUUUGUAGGACCUAUUUUCAAUCUGCCAGUCCUGCUAUCUUACUUUGCACAAUCUAAUGGUUGGGAAAGGGUGAAAUAAACUACUUUCUCUGUCCCAAAUUGUUUUGGUACUUCCUAAUUUUGGCAAUAAUAAAUACCAAAUCAAGAAACCAUAGUUUCAUUCAGAAUUUCAAGUGUUCCUCAACUUCUGUUUCAAUUGAAGCACAAAUCAACAACCUCUCUUCGAAUUUUCUGAAACCUCUACGGACUCCCCAAAGUUCAUGUUUUGUUCAAGAAUUUCUCUCCACUUAUUGGUGCAGCUGCUAGUGGAAUUGCUGGUGCAUUCACAUAUGUGUCUUCACCCACUUGACACUAUCAAAACUUAGCUUCAAAUUGAAGGGGCAUCUGAGAUUUACUGUGGGACAAUUGAUGCCAUUGUCCACACUUUCCAAAGCAAAGUGAUAAUUGAUUUGACAGUAGUGUUUCUGCUGUAAUUUUUGGGUCCACUGCUUCUUCUGCUGUGUAUUUCCGAACUUGUGAGUUUGGCAAGUCAAUCUUGUCCAAAUUUAUUACAAUACCCUUCUGUGCUUAUUCCAUCAACAGCUGGUGCAAUGGUGAAUUUAGUGUCAUCUACUAUAAUGUUGCCAAAAGAAUCGAUUACUCAGAGGAUGCAGGCUGGGGCUAAAGGGAGGUCUUGGCAGGUAUUGAUGAGAAUUUUGGAAAAAGAUGGAAUCUUGGGGUUGUAUGCUGGAUAUAGUGCUACAUUGUUGAAGAAUUUGGCUGCUGGGGUCUUGAGUUAGUCAUCGUUUUGAGUACUUGAAGGCCACAGUAUUGAGUAACACAACUGGGAGCAUUUUUUGCCAUUUCAGAGUGCUUGUUGUGGGGGCACUGGCCGGUGCAAUAUCAGCUUCACUAAGAAACCCUUUGUAUGUGGUGAAGACUAGGUUGAUGACUCCAUUUCAUUCUGAAGCUGCCAAUAAGGUUGCUGCUGCUAUGGUCACUGGCAUCUCUGGGUACUGUGAGACAGAUAUUUAAAGAAGGGUGGUUUACAAGGGGAAUUGGUCCUAGAGUACUUCAUAGUGCUUGUUUUUCAGCUCUGGGGUACUUUGCAUUUGAAACAGCUAGUCUUACAAUUCUGGAUCAGUAUCUGAAGCAUAAGGAGCUAGAGACUUCGGUUCCUGCAGAAAUGCAGAUGCAACCCAGGCCAAUUAGAGCGUAUUAGUAUGGUUCUUAAAUCCAGUUAUUAAACUUUUGGUAAGUGGUCUUCUUUCUUAUUGUUUUCCAAUCAUAUCUCUGUAAAUUAGUGUCUUCACAAGUUGGAACCUUACAAAUUGGCUUGCAAGGAUGUCUCUGGAUUCAGUUUGCUCAUAUUAUUCGGAUAUGUAUAUCUACUUUCCUGCUUCUUUUUUCUCUCUUAUGUAAGACAAACAAUUGAGUGCAGUUUAGUGAAAUUCUGGUUGUGAAGCAGCAAAA